Messenger RNA from Lucilia sericata (common green bottle fly), 531 nucleotides. Its product is annotated as adult cuticle protein 1-like. Bases 1 to 516 code for a protein of 171 amino acids. Lineage: Eukaryota; Metazoa; Arthropoda; Insecta; Diptera; Calliphoridae. The record is from RefSeq and is a predicted model, not a curated record. The transcript is spliced from 2 exons.
AUGGGGUCUUUCUCCAAAGUAACAUAUGUUACUCCCAGUAAAAUAUUUUCAAAUUUUGGUAAUAAGUAUUGCAGAUUGAGAAAUUUUUCAUCAGUUCAGUUCGCUAUUGUUACCUUGUUCACUUUGGCCUUGGCUUUGGGCGUUCAAUCUUCUGUCAUUCCCUGGGGUGGUGUAGUGACACAAAUCGCUGGUCAUCCACUUGCACACACAUCCGUUAUAUCCCCACUUGGUUUACCUUUGGGUGCUAUUGCUCUUGGUCAUGGACCAGCUGCUGUUGCUGUACAUCCACCUGCCGCUGUCGCUGUACAUCCACCUGCUGCUGUCGCUGUACAUGCUGCACCUGCUGCCGUCCAUGUUCCCGCUGCUGUUCCUGCUGCUGUACAUGUUCCCGCUGUUGUAGCUGGUCCUGGUAGUUAUGUUGCCAAAACUCGUGGUGCUAUCCACACUGCCCCCUUGGCCGGUCAUCUUAACUCAGUAGCCAAUGUUAAUGUUGCCCCAGCUCCUGGCACCAUCUAAACAUAGAAUUUAUUC